AUGGAACAAGCUGGUCUCGCACCGAGGAAGCCAGAGAGGUUGGAGUUUAUGUAUGAUCCAGGAUAUGGUGUUUCCUUUCAGAAUCAAGAUCAGCGAGCCAAUGCUAAUGCUGGUGGUGUUGGUAGUAGCAAUAACAAGAAGCAGAAUCAGUCGUUUCCUGGUGCGUUGUUUGACGAUAAGACACACUUUGCCAAUGAUUCUUGGCGGAAAUCCCACUCCGAUCCUUUGCUUCUCAUCAGGAAGCGCGAGCAGGAAGCUCAGAAAUCUGUAAAAGGAAAGAGAAAGGAUAAAGAUGGAGAGACGAAUGAGGAGGACAAGAGAAAACAUCGGCGCAUAGUGUAA
Molecule: messenger RNA, 342 nt
Organism: Arabis nemorensis
Lineage: Eukaryota; Viridiplantae; Streptophyta; Magnoliopsida; Brassicales; Brassicaceae
Source: the annotation of a GenBank genome assembly